AGAAACUGUCUGUCAUGUAAGACAACAGAUAUUUUUAUUCUAGCUUUGUAAAAAUUCAAAAUUCCUCAGAAAUCUGGCUUUUUAUUUUAUCCACUUUCGGCUUAUUUCCAAUCUUAAAUCAAAAUUGUAAUUUCCGGUAAAAACCAGAUUCUAAAUUCUAAAAAAAAGUGCAGCGCGAUGACGAUGCGACUGAACUUGGAUCAUAUUUUGAGGAGUCAACUGAUGGAUAAACAACAGUUUGGCGAUCAUCAUUUGGCCAGAGCCACCGACAAGGAGAAGUCCACCCUCAGACUGGGUGCUGGCAAAUCGGAAGCGUACAAGUAUCUUGUGGAGAAGGGCAAUGUGGGCACCCGGGUGAACUCAAUGAUCUCCAGCAUACACCAGCACAUGAAGAUUACUGCUCCGCCACGUAAGUCUGUCCCUGCGGUGCCAGCUCCUAUUGCUCAGAUUCCAGUGGAGGCUUCCAUCAGUAAAACCUCCGCUGCAAAGAAGAUGCGUCGCAUCAAAGGCGGCGGCGGCACUGCGGUAGCUAGCAAUAAAGCCAUGCCACUGUCACGCAUGAAGGCGCGCAUUAAUCAGCAGUCACAGCAGAUUAUGCGACGCGGAUACGUAGAUUUGAAUCCGACAAAUUACACAAAUCAGCGACGCAUUCGUGAGGUGCUCGUGCAAAAAACUGUGCUAGAAAAUAUGUUGUUACAGCACAAGAGAUUGCAACGCGACAGGCAAACCAUUGCUCUGGACAUACAGCGAAUGCGUCAAGAUCUCGACAAAAUCAAAAACAAACUGGACACAUCGAUGGAGGCCUUAAAAUCCACACGAACGCUCUACAGUGGUUUCAAUAAGGGCAAAAAGGGACUAUUGCCGCUGGGAUUGCCAACGAAUGCUACCCUUGCAAUUAAAUCGGCAUCAAAACUCGUAACGAAAACGCAUUCUGCCAAGUCGAGUAAAAUUAUUGCAAAGAGGCAACAUACGCCUUCCACAAAGAAGAUGCGCGCGCGUCGUUAAC
Drosophila nasuta is the source of this 1006-nucleotide messenger RNA. RefSeq lists its product as uncharacterized. The record is from RefSeq and is a predicted model, not a curated record. The coding region runs from base 178 to 1005 and encodes 275 amino acids. The transcript is spliced from 2 exons. NCBI's taxonomy places the organism in Eukaryota, Metazoa, Arthropoda, Insecta, Diptera, Drosophilidae.